GUCGGAGAGAGAGAAUGAACCACAGUCUGGAGAGCCUGAGAACCCUGCUGCUGCAGGGACCACUACAUCAGGGUGUGACUCAGCGUAGAGUGGAGAAAGCUGAGAUCCUGGAACACACUGUUCUCUUUCUCCAGAACACUGGAGAUGGGGACAGGAAGAAAGGUGAAGAUGGAGAAAAGCAACAUCCCUUCCAGGAUGGCUUCUCAGGCUGCCUGCAAAGAGCUGCACACUUCCUGGGGCAGGAAGAGGAGGGUCUGCAGCUGGAGGCAGCACUGAACUCUACUUUCUCUGCUCGGCUGAACAGCCAUGCCUGCCUGAACACCGAAGUCCCGGCUAAAGCUCACUCUUCCACAUCUCUGCCCAAUACAAUGUGCCACCAGUCCUCACACCUGAUGAAGAUAGAGGAGUCCCACUACAGACAACAGCUUUGUGAAGUCUACAGGAGACAUCUGUCUCAUGCUCACAGAGCUCCACUCCAACAUGGAGAUCCCAAACCUCCCCAGCUGCCACACAGACACGCUGACAAAGAAGCCCAAUCCCAGAACCUCCCAGGCAGCCAGUCUGUGUGGAGGCCUUGGCCCUGAUCUAGCAGAGGAGCCUGAAUUGGGAUAUUGAACUGUAAAACAACUCUAAUAUCCUAUGAACUGAUAACCAGGAUGCCACAUCCUUUUCUGCUGGGGUUGCUAUGUUGUUAUUAAUUUAUGCAGUGUUGUGAACACCUGACUCAGAGACUCCAUAGAUUUGCAGUGACAUGGCAAUGUUGUACUGCAAAGAAUAUAUCAAUUCAAAAUAUUGUACAAUUUCUCUAUACUUUAAUAUUACAACAUGUACUAUGUAUAAGUUGUAGUACUCUGAUAUCUUGUCUAUUUUUGCACAUUAAUUUAUUCUGUGACUUGUUCCUUUGUUUUUCCAGAUAUAUAGGCCUGUAUGUUGAAAUACAA
Messenger RNA from Oncorhynchus nerka (sockeye salmon), 941 nucleotides. RefSeq names its product transcription factor HES-7.1-like. The transcript is spliced from 2 exons. Gene Ontology annotation, molecular function: DNA-binding transcription factor activity, RNA polymerase II-specific; RNA polymerase II cis-regulatory region sequence-specific DNA binding; protein dimerization activity. The coding region runs from base 15 to 584 and encodes 189 amino acids. NCBI's taxonomy places the organism in Eukaryota, Metazoa, Chordata, Actinopteri, Salmoniformes, Salmonidae. Gene Ontology annotation, biological process: anterior/posterior pattern specification; regulation of transcription by RNA polymerase II; regulation of neurogenesis. Gene Ontology annotation, cellular component: nucleus. The record is from RefSeq and is a predicted model, not a curated record.